This is a messenger RNA of Orycteropus afer afer, 3618 nucleotides long. RefSeq names its product glycine decarboxylase (gene GLDC). The record is from RefSeq and is a predicted model, not a curated record. Gene Ontology annotation, cellular component: glycine cleavage complex; mitochondrion. Gene Ontology annotation, biological process: glycine decarboxylation via glycine cleavage system. Gene Ontology annotation, molecular function: lyase activity; glycine binding; pyridoxal phosphate binding. Lineage: Eukaryota; Metazoa; Chordata; Mammalia; Tubulidentata; Orycteropodidae.
CGGCCAUGCAGACGUGCGCCAGGGCCUGGGCGCUGCGCCUGGGCCGCGGACCCGGGGGCGGCCGGCACCUGGUAGGGGUCGGGGGACGGCGUUGGGCAACCCUGGGCCGGGACAGCGGCAGUGGAGGGGACAGCAGCAAAGGGGCCUCACGCCUCCUGGAGCGCCUCCUGCCCAAUCAUGACGACUUCGCACAGAGGCACAUCGGCCCUGGGGACAAAGACCAACGAGAGAUGCUGCAGGCCCUGGGACUGGCGAGCAUUGAUGAGCUGAUAGAGAAGACGAUCCCCGCCAGCAUCCGCUUGAAGAGACCCUUGAGGAUGGAAGACCCCGUGUGUGAAAAUGAAAUCCUUGCAACUCUGAAUGCCAUUUCCAGCAAAAACCAGAUUUGGAGAUCAUAUAUUGGCAUGGGCUAUUACAACUGCUCAGUGCCACAGACAAUUGUGCGGAACUUACUGGAAAACUCAGGAUGGAUCACCCAGUAUACUCCGUACCAGGCAGAGGUGUCUCAGGGCAGGCUGGAGAGUUUACUCAACUACCAGACCAUGGUGUGUGACAUCACAGGCCUGGACAAUGCCAAUGCAUCCCUGCUGGAUGAGGCAACAGCAGCAGCUGAGGCAAUGCAGUUGUGCCACAGAUACAACAAGAGGAGGAAAUUUUUUGUUGACCCUCGUUGCCACCCACAGACAAUAGCUGUCGUCCAGACUCGAGCCAAAUAUACUGGAGUCCUCAUUGAACUGCAGUUACCCUAUGAGAUGGACUUCAGUGGCAAAGACAUCAGUGGAAUCCUGUUCCAGUACCCUGACACUGAGGGGAAAGUGGAAGACUUCACAGAACUUGUGGAGAGAGCCCAUCAGAGUGGGAGCCUGGCCUGUUGUGCUACGGACCUUUUAGCCCUGUGUAUCUUGAAGCCUCCUGGAGAAUUUGGGGUGGACAUUGCCCUGGGAAACUCACAGAGAUUUGGGGUACCCUUGGGCUAUGGGGGACCCCACGCAGCCUUUUUUGCUGUCAGAGAAAACUUGGUGAGACUGAUGCCGGGGAGAAUGGUCGGGGUGACAAGAGAUGCUGUUGGGAAAGAAGUAUAUCGCCUUGCUCUUCAAACCAGGGAGCAACACAUCCGGAGAGACAAGGCCACCAGCAAUAUCUGUACAGCUCAGGCCCUCUUGGCGAAUAUGGCUGCCAUGUUUGCAAUAUACCAUGGUUCCCGCGGGCUGGAGCAAAUUGCAAGGAGGGUACAUAAUGCCACUCUAAUUUUGUCUGAAGGUCUCAAGCGUGCAGGGCAUCAACUCCAGCAUGACUUGUUCUUCGACACCUUGAAGGUUCAGUGUGGCUGCUCAGUAAAGGAAGUCUUGGAUAGGGCCACUCAGCAGCAAAUCAAUUUCCGGCUCUUUGAGGAUGGCACACUUGGUAUUUCUCUUGACGAGACAGUUAAUGAGAAAGAUCUGGAUGACUUGCUGUGGAUCUUUGGCUGUGAGUCAUCUGCAGAACUGGUUGCUGAAAGCAUGGGAGAAGAGCAGAGAGGUAUCCCAGGGACUACAUUCAAGAGAACUAGCCCGUUCCUCACACAUCAAGUGUUUAACAGCUAUCACUCAGAAACAAAUAUCAUCCGGUACAUGAAGAGACUGGAAAACAAAGACAUUUCCCUUGUUCACAGCAUGAUUCCACUGGGAUCCUGUACCAUGAAGCUCAACAGUUCCUCUGAACUCACACCAAUUACAUGGAAAGAAUUUGCAAAUAUCCACCCCUUUGUUCCUCUGGACCAAGCUCAAGGGUACCAGCAGCUUUUCCAAGAGCUUGAAAAAGAUUUGUGUGAACUUACGGGCUAUGACCGAAUCUCUUUCCAACCUAACAGUGGAGCCCAGGGGGAAUAUGCUGGGCUGGCCACUAUCCGUGCAUACUUGGACCAGAAAGGAGAGGGGCACAGAACAGUUUGCCUCAUUCCGAAAUCAGCACAUGGGACCAAUCCGGCAAGUGCCCACAUGGCAGGCAUGAAGAUUCAGCCAGUGGAGGUGGACAAAUAUGGUAAUAUCGACGCAGCCCACCUCAAGGCCAUGGUGGGUAAACACAAGGAGAACUUGGCAGCCAUUAUGAUCACGUAUCCAUCCACCAACGGGGUGUUUGAAGAGAAUAUCAGUGAUGUGUGUGACCUGAUCCACCAGCAUGGAGGACAGGUUUACCUAGAUGGAGCAAACAUGAAUGCUCAGGUGGGACUUUGUCGUCCUGGAGACUUUGGGUCUGACGUCUCGCACUUAAAUCUUCACAAGACCUUCUGCAUUCCCCAUGGAGGAGGUGGCCCUGGCAUGGGGCCCAUUGGAGUGAAGAAGCAUCUUGCCCCCUUCCUGCCCAGCCAUCCCAUCAUUGCAGGGAAGCCAGAAGUGGACACGCAGUCUGUGGGCAUCGUGAGCGCAGCUCCAUGGGGUUCCAGCUCCAUCCUGCCUAUUUCCUGGGCAUACAUCAAGAUGAUGGGAGGCAAGGGCCUUAAACAGGCCACGGAAAUUGCUAUAUUAAAUGCCAACUACAUGGCCAAGAGAUUAGAAAAACACUACAGAGUCCUUUUCAGAGGUGCAAGAGGGUAUGUAGCUCAUGAAUUUAUUUUGGACACAAGACCCUUUAAAAAGUCUGCAAAUAUUGAGGCCGUGGAUGUGGCCAAGAGGCUUCAGGAUUAUGGAUUUCAUGCCCCUACCAUGUCCUGGCCUGUGGCAGGGACCCUCAUGAUUGAGCCCACUGAGUCAGAAGACAAAGCAGAGCUGGACCGAUUCUGUGAUGCCAUGAUUAGCAUUCGGCAAGAAAUUGCUGACAUUGAAGAGGGCCGCAUUGACCCCAGGGUCAACCCACUGAAGAUGUCUCCACACUCCCUGACCUGUGUCACAUCCUCCCACUGGGACCGGCCAUAUUCCAGAGAGGUGGCGGCAUUCCCACUCCCCUUUGUGAAACCAGAGAACAAAUUCUGGCCAACCAUCGCCCGGAUUGAUGACAUAUAUGGAGACCAGCACUUGGUGUGCACCUGCCCACCCAUGGAGGUUUACGAGUCCCCGUUUUCUGAACAGAAGAGGGCCUCUUCUUAGUCCUCUCUCCCCUAAUGUCAAAUGCCUGACUUGAUGCCUCUGUCCGGAACAUUUGAUAAGCAAGAAGCAUUUUAUUACCCACCCCAGACUCAAGUAGGGGGUUUUAUAUACUGGGUAUAUUUUUGUAAUCUCUGUCAAGGUAAAUGUAAAUACUGUGAGUACAGUGAGUGGAAGCUGAUCGUUGGAAGAUGGUUUUCUUCAGUGCCCCUGCUUCCACAUGUAGCAGUUUGUGUUCAGUUUGCCACUUAGUUUUUUGCAUAGAAAAUUUUGGGUGUGCUAGGAGCUUUUAACUUUCAAAGUAGGAAGUUUGCCGACGUUAUAGGGCUAUGCUGGAGAUUCAAUAGCUAUAUUUUUGUUCCAAAUAAGUCCUUGUGGGCUGUGCCAUCUGUGGAAAAUCCCAGGGCAAAUGUUUACAUUUUCUAUACACUGAAGACAUAUUUUUCCUCCAACUAAUUUGCCUAAUCUGAAAUAGCAUUUGACUGUUUUCCUCUUUAUCUGUGUCUGUUUUUUAUCUGCAUUUCUUACUAUCCUAAUAAAAGCAUUUCAAUUUGAAGAA